Hyaena hyaena (striped hyena) is the source of this 4323-nucleotide messenger RNA. It is a transcript of the gene UNC13D, whose product is annotated as unc-13 homolog D. Lineage: Eukaryota; Metazoa; Chordata; Mammalia; Carnivora; Hyaenidae. The record is from RefSeq and is a predicted model, not a curated record. Bases 443 to 3682 code for a protein of 1079 amino acids. The transcript has 32 exons.
AAGAGAGUGGCCAGGGUGCGGCUCUGUGAUCUCAGGGCGGGGGCUCCGCCUCUCGCGGGCUGGGGCUGAGGAUGCGGUCCCCUUCCCUGUAGUGGCACCUGGGCAGGGCCUUCUGGGCUGGCAGACCGCGGUCUGCCGUGUGUUCCCUGGGCCAUCCUGGGCCUUGGGGCUGGGGCUCUGCUCUGAGCUCCAAAGGCACCGGCUCUGUUCGGGAGUGGCCCUGCUGUGGGCUGGGCUGCUCAGGGGGAGGGGGGCCGGCUGAGCAGCCCCCAGGUCUGCUUGGCAUGAGCCUCAGUCUCCCACCUCCACUGCUGGGCCUCACUUCCGCCGCUGGGGUGCGAGCGUGGCAGCCCCGAUAAGCGGUGCUGCUUCCUCUGGGGAAGGAAGGGAGGUUGGGGCCACGGGUGCCGCGAGCUCACCCUGCUGGGGCAGCCGAGCACCGAUGGACCUCAGCCGCGGCCGGCCGGGGGACCAGGAAGACGGCCCGGGGCCCGAACUCCCCGGAGGCCUGCUGUGGGAACAGAUCGAGCCCCCAUCCCACCACUUCUCCCCUGAAGAGCGGGCCCUGCUCUACGAGGAAGCUGUCUACACCAUCCUGCACCGCCUGGGGCAGCCCGAGCCCAACCAUGUGACUGAGGCCUCUGAGCUGCUUCGAUACCUGCAGGAGGCCUUCCACAUGGGGCCCGAGGAGCACCAGCAGCUGCUGCAGCAGGUCCAGAAGCUUGAGAAGCCAAUAUUUUGUCUGAAGGCGACAGUGAAACAAGCCAAGGGCAUUCUGGGCAAAGAUGUCAGUGGACUCAGUGACCCCUACUGCCUGCUGGGCAUUGAGCAGGGGGUGGGCGUGCCGGGGGACAGCCCUGGGUCCCGGCACCGGCAGAAGGCUGUGGUGAGGCACACUAUCCCGGAGGAGCAGACCCACCGCACCCAGGUCAUCACCCAGACCCUCAACCCUGUCUGGGAGGAGACCUUCAUCCUGGAGUUUGAGGACAUAAGCAACUCAAGCUUCCAUCUGGACAUGUGGGACAUGGACACUGUGGAGUCUGUCAGACAGAAGCUCGGGGAGCUCACCGACCUGCACGGGCUGCGGAGGAUCUUUAAGGAGGCCCGGAAGGACAAAGGCCAGGAUGACUUUCUGGGGAACGUGGUUCUGAGGCUACAGGACCUGCGCUGCCGGGAGGAUCAAUGGUACCCUCUGGAGCCCUGCACCGAGACCUACCCCGACCGCGGCCGGUGCCAUCUGCAGUUCCAGCUCAUCCACAAGCGGAGAGCCACGGCGGCCAGCCGCUCCCAGCCCAGCUACACGGUGCACCUCCACCUGCUGCAGCAGCUCGUGUCCCACGAGGUCACCCAGCACCAGGCGGGCAGUACCUCCUGGGAUGGGUCGCUGAGUCCCCAGGCUGCUACCAUCCUCUUUCUACACGCCACGCAGAAGGACCUGUCCGACUUCCACCAGUCCAUGGCGCAGUGGCUGGCCUACAGCCGUCUCUACCAGAGCCUGGAGUUCCCCAGCAGCUGCCUCCUGCACCCCAUCACCAGCAUCGAGUACCAGUGGAUCCAGGGCCGCCUCAAGGCCGAACAGCGGGAGGAGCUGGCCGCCUCGUUCAGCAACCUGCUGGCCUAUGGCCUGUCCCUCAUCCGGAGGUUCCGGUCUGUUUUCCCCCUCUCUGUCUCCGACUCCCCAGCCAGGCUGCAGUCUCUUCUCAGGGUCCUGGUACAGAUGUGCAAGAUGAAGGCCUUUGGGGAACUGUGCCCUGACAGUGACCCGCUGCCCCGCCUGGUGGCCGAGGCGCUGCGGACCGGCACCGUUGAGUGGUUCCACCUGAAGCAGCAGCACCAUCAACCCAUGGUGCAGGGCAUGCUGGAGGCAGGCAAGGCCUUGCUGAGCCUGGUGCAGGACAUCAUUGGCGACCUGCACCAGUGCCAGCGCACAUGGAACAAGAUCUUCCAGAACACCUUCAAGAUCAACCUCUUCUCCAUGGCUUUCCUAGAGCUGCAGUGGCUGGUGGCCAAGCGGGUACAGGACCACACGGCCACGGUGACGGGCGGCCCCGUGUCCCCAGAGAUGGGCGAGAGUCUAUUCCAGCUCUACGUCAGCCUCAAGGAGCUCUGCCAGCUGGGUCCGGUCCCCGCAGAGAGGGAUGGAGUCCUGGCUCUGGAUGGCUUUCACCGCUGGUUCCGGCCCGCCAUCCCCUCCUGGCUGCAGAAGACGUACAGUGUGGCCCUGGCGCGGGUGCAGCGGGCUGUGCAGAUGGAUGAGCUGGUGCCCCUGGGGGAACUGACCAAGCACAGCACGUCAGCCGUGGAUCUAUCCACCUGCUUCGCCCAGAUCAGCCAUACCGCCCGGCAGCUGGACUGGCCGGACCCAGAGGAGGCCUUCAUGAUCACUGUCAAGUUUGUGGAGGAUACCUGUCGGCUGGCCCUGGUGUACUGCAGCCUCAUAAAGGCCCGGGCCCGGGAGCUCUCUGUGGGCCAGAAGGACCAGGGCCAGGCAGCCAACAUGCUAUGCGUGGUGGUGAAUGACAUGGAGCAGCUGCGGCUGGUGAUCGGCAAGCUGCCCGCGCAGCUGGCCUGGGAGGCGCUGGAACGGCGGGUGGGGGCUGUGCUGGAGCAGACGCAGCUGCAGAACACGCUGCAUGCCCAGCUGCAGGGCGCGCUGGCCGGGCUGGGCCACGAGAUCCGCACUGGCGUCCGCACCCUGGCCGAGCAGCUGGAGGUGGGCAUUGCGAAGCACAUCCAGAAUCUCGUGAGUGUCAAGGAGUCUGUGCUGCCUGAGGAUGCCAUUCUGCCCCUGAUGAAGUUUCUGGAAGUGGAGCUCUGCUACAUGAACACCAACUUGGUGCAGGAGAACUUCAACAGCCUUCUGACCCUGCUCUGGACCCACACGCUCACCGUGCUGGUGGAAGUGGCCACCUCCCAGAGGAGCUGCCCCCUGGCCUCUAGCAGGCUGAAGACUGCGCUUCAGAAUCUGGAGAUCUGCUUCUACGCAGAGGGCUGUGGCCUGCCACCUGAGGCCCUGCACACAGCCACCUUCCAGGCUCUGCAGAGGGACCUGGAGCUGCAGGCAGCUUCCAGCAGGGAGCUCAUCCAGAAGUACUUCUGCAGCCGCAUCCAGCAGCAGGCAGAAACGGCUUCUGAGGAGCUAGGCGCGGUCACAGUCAAGGUCUCCUACCGCGCCUCUGAGCAGAAGCUGCGGGUGGAACUGCUCAGCGCCUCCAGCCUGCUGCCCCUGGACUCCAACGGCUCCAGUGACCCCUUUGUCCAGCUGACCUUGGAGCCCAGGCACGAGUUCCCUGAGCUGGCACCCCGGGAGACGCAAAAACACAAGAAGGAGCUUCACCCCCUGUUUGAUGAGACCUUUGAGUUCCUGGUGCCUGCUGAGCCAUGCCGGAAGGACGGAGCUUGCCUCCUGCUCACGGUGCUGGACCACGACACGCUGGGGGCUGAUGACUUGGAAGGGGAGGCCUUCCUGCCGCUACGCUCAGUGCCCGGCCUGACUGGGACAGAGGAGCCUGGCGAGGUCCCUCAGACCCGUCUGCCCCUCACCUACCCCGCACUCAACGGGGAUCCGAUCCUGCAGCUGCUGGAGAGCCGGAAGGGUGAUCGGGAGGCCCAGGUGUUUGCGAGGCUGCGGAGGCAGCGAGCCAAGCAGGCCUCCCAGCACGCCCCGAAGCUAGGGCGGUAGCGGUGGAGGCUGGGGAUGGGGUUGGGGGCCUGAAACGUCUGGGUUCUCCCCACCAUAGCGCACCCCACCAGCCUGGCCUCACGCUCUGGAAGGGCCCUGCAAGUCUGGGGACCCAUGUGCGGAAGGCCCAGCAUGCAGAUCCCCUCUGGUCCUCCUGCCAGAGGGGCCCGUGGUGCUGGUGCCCCGGUCGUAUUUACACCCCCUCCUCCCUGCCUCCAGCCCUGGCCUCAGCAUCCUCCACCGCAUCUCAGCCCCAGCAGAUGGGGGCAGCUGUCUGCACCUCCUGCCCCGGGUCUCCUGUUUGGGAAAAGCUGCUCUGGCAGAAAGCGCUCUGCUCUUUCUGGCGUGUGGAUUCCAUUCAUGGGGGGGGAGGGGAGGGAAGGGACCGACCCCGCCAACAACCAAAGAUGAGGCUACUGGUGCCCUGAGAGGGGGGAGCCUGGCUCCUCCCGAGGUGGCUACCGACAGCCUUCUGGCUCUGAAGAGGUGAGGACUGGCGGGCAGAGGGGCUGGCUGGCGUGGAGGAGCAGGAGCAGGCAGGACCGCUUGGCCAACCGUGUCUCCUGUGGACCCCUCCCUGGGACCGUACCUGCCACUUAGAAACUUUCUUAGCAAAAAUAAAAAACCAAAACCAAAUAACA